Messenger RNA from Camelus dromedarius (Arabian camel), 3026 nucleotides. It is a transcript of the gene CUL3, whose product is annotated as cullin 3. Gene Ontology annotation, molecular function: ubiquitin protein ligase binding. Lineage: Eukaryota; Metazoa; Chordata; Mammalia; Artiodactyla; Camelidae. The transcript has 16 exons. Gene Ontology annotation, cellular component: Cul3-RING ubiquitin ligase complex. The record is from RefSeq and is a predicted model, not a curated record. Gene Ontology annotation, biological process: ubiquitin-dependent protein catabolic process; protein ubiquitination. Bases 382 to 2688 code for a protein of 768 amino acids.
GGAUCUCGUCUCGCUGAGGCGGAGGAGGAGAAGGAGGAGGAGGAGGACGUUCGGCCUGCGCAGUGAGAUGUUUGUCCGUCGCCGCCGCCGCCGCCAUCGCGGAGGAGCGCGAUAAAGGGAGCCGAGCCCGGCGUGAGGGGCACCCCGCGGAGCCGCCGCGCCAGUGCAGACCCCCAGCCAAGCCCGAGCCGCCGGAGCCCGAGCCGCCGCCGCCGCCCCCGCCGCGGCCGCCCAGGGGCCGGCCAGCUCCCCAGCCCAGCCCGGGGGCAGCGCCGCCGCCGCCGCCCCCAGCGUCGCCCCUUGCCUGCCCGCCCGCCUUAAAUGUGACACCGGCGCCUCGGAGUGCGACCCGAAGCCGCCGCCGGGGAGGGGACGAGCACCAUGUCGAAUCUGAGCAAAGGCACGGGCAGCCGGAAGGACACCAAGAUGCGGAUCCGGGCCUUUCCGAUGACCAUGGAUGAAAAAUAUGUAAACAGCAUUUGGGACCUUCUGAAAAAUGCAAUUCAAGAAAUCCAGCGUAAGAAUAACAGUGGUCUUAGUUUUGAGGAGCUCUAUAGAAAUGCAUAUACAAUGGUUUUGCAUAAACAUGGAGAAAAGCUCUACACUGGACUAAGAGAAGUUGUUACCGAACAUCUCAUAAAUAAGGUGCGAGAAGAUGUACUAAAUUCAUUGAAUAACAACUUUCUUCAAACGCUAAAUCAAGCUUGGAAUGAUCAUCAAACAGCUAUGGUGAUGAUUAGAGACAUAUUAAUGUAUAUGGACCGUGUAUAUGUACAACAAAAUAAUGUGGAGAAUGUCUACAAUUUGGGAUUAAUUAUUUUUCGAGAUCAAGUUGUGCGUUAUGGGUGUAUUAGGGAUCACCUCCGACAAACGCUAUUGGAUAUGAUUGCAAGAGAGCGGAAGGGAGAAGUUGUAGACCGAGGCGCAAUAAGAAACGCUUGCCAGAUGUUAAUGAUUUUAGGUCUUGAAGGACGGUCAGUCUAUGAAGAAGAUUUUGAGGCUCCUUUUUUGGAAAUGUCUGCAGAGUUUUUUCAGAUGGAAAGCCAGAAAUUUUUAGCAGAAAACAGUGCUUCAGUAUAUAUAAAGAAAGUAGAAGCUAGAAUUAACGAAGAAAUAGAACGGGUGAUGCACUGCCUUGACAAAUCAACUGAGGAGCCAAUUGUAAAGGUGGUUGAGAGGGAACUCAUCUCCAAGCACAUGAAAACUAUAGUAGAAAUGGAGAACUCUGGGCUAGUACAUAUGUUGAAAAAUGGAAAGACGGAAGAUCUUGCUUGCAUGUACAAGUUAUUUAGUCGUGUGCCAAAUGGUUUGAAAACGAUGUGUGAGUGUAUGAGCUCCUAUUUGAGGGAACAAGGUAAAGCCCUUGUUUCUGAGGAAGGAGAAGGAAAGAAUCCCGUUGACUAUAUCCAGGGCUUAUUGGAUCUGAAGAGUAGGUUUGAUCGCUUCCUCCAGGAAUCAUUUAAUAACGACCGGCUCUUUAAACAAACUAUUGCGGGUGACUUUGAGUAUUUUCUCAACCUCAACUCCAGGUCCCCUGAAUACCUCUCAUUAUUUAUUGAUGAUAAGCUGAAGAAGGGAGUCAAAGGGCUAACAGAACAAGAAGUAGAAACAAUAUUGGAUAAGGCAAUGGUCCUUUUUAGGUUUAUGCAAGAAAAAGAUGUAUUUGAACGUUAUUAUAAACAACACUUGGCAAGGAGACUUCUCACAAAUAAAAGUGUUUCUGAUGACUCCGAAAAAAAUAUGAUUUCUAAGUUAAAGACUGAAUGUGGAUGUCAGUUCACAUCAAAACUGGAAGGAAUGUUUAGGGAUAUGAGCAUCUCAAACACAACAAUGGAUGAGUUCAGGCAACAUUUACAGGCAACUGGGGUGUCUUUAGGUGGUGUUGAUCUCACAGUCCGGGUGCUCACGACAGGAUAUUGGCCUACUCAGUCAGCCACACCAAAGUGCAACAUCCCACCAGCACCAAGACAUGCUUUUGAGAUAUUCAGAAGGUUUUACUUAGCUAAACACAGUGGUCGACAGCUUACACUCCAGCAUCAUAUGGGCUCUGCAGAUCUCAAUGCCACCUUUUAUGGACCAGUUAAAAAGGAAGAUGGAUCUGAAGUUGGUGUUGGAGGCGCACAAGUGACUGGCUCUAACACACGGAAGCAUAUAUUGCAAGUCUCCACUUUCCAGAUGACCAUAUUAAUGCUCUUUAAUAAUAGAGAAAAAUACACAUUUGAGGAAAUUCAGCAAGAGACAGAUAUCCCUGAAAGAGAACUUGUUCGAGCCCUGCAGUCCCUCGCCUGUGGCAAACCAACACAGCGGGUUCUCACGAAGGAGCCCAAGUCAAAGGAGAUAGAAAACGGUCACAUAUUCACAGUCAACGAUCAGUUCACAUCCAAACUGCACAGAGUCAAGAUUCAAACAGUUGCUGCCAAACAAGGUGAAUCCGACCCAGAAAGGAAAGAAACAAGGCAGAAAGUAGAUGACGACAGAAAACAUGAGAUAGAAGCUGCUAUAGUGCGGAUAAUGAAGUCUAGAAAGAAGAUGCAGCACAAUGUGUUAGUAGCAGAGGUAACUCAGCAGUUGAAGGCUCGAUUCUUACCAAGUCCAGUUGUUAUUAAGAAACGUAUUGAAGGACUUAUUGAGAGAGAAUAUUUGGCACGAACACCUGAGGAUCGCAAAGUAUACACAUAUGUAGCAUAAAAUGCGUUCAGAAAUUUGAUUUAUUAUUGAACUGUACUCUUCGCAUGGACUGGGAAGUUCUUUUAAAUCAUUAAAUAUUAAGACGACCAUCUCUUCUAUUAAAUUACAGUACAUGUUCUAGACCAUUCAGAUCAAGCCUUUACUCCCUUUGAGAGUUUUCAACAUCAGUUGAUUGAGCUUCAGGCUUUACAACGUUUAUCCCUGUAGAGAUCAUCUUUACAGUUCCUCGGGAAAAUGUGAAUGUGCCGCGUUUUGUUUUCAAUACUGUAUGAAAACAGUUAAAAAUAAAACAAAAAUUUAGAAACUACAGCUUAUUAAAAUAAAAUUGUUGGAUUUCA